AUGGUGCUAAUGCAGACUGCCCUCAAGACGUUUCAGCAGCUGGUCAGCAAGAUCCUGGAUGGCACCGUCUCUCUGGGCAUCCUCCAGCUGGUGCUAGACAGCACGCUCAGCUUCCGCGCCAUCUACAGCGCCAUGAGGAGCCAAGGUGACGCUGCAGGUCCAGACAGGCGAGAGAUGGAACUCGUGCUGGCGCGGAGACAGGAGGAGGUGACAGCGGUGCACGAGGAGGUCCGGAAUGUCAAGGCUCUGGUGCGCAUGUGCCACGCGAUUGAGGACAUCGUCCAAGUGGACGUGUCAGUGCUGGAGAGUCGGUGCAGGCGCAGCCUCGUGCCGUGCCCCCUCUGCGACCUGGUGCUUGCCAAGCGCGGCCCGGCCUGGUGGAGGGGCAGCGACUCCGGCGGUGCCAUCGUGGUCACCCACUUCCGCAUGAGCUCUGAGCUGUGCCAGUUCGCCCGCGGCUGCUCACUCCUCUCGCGCAGCGCGGCCUUCCACCAGCUGUGGAAGGAGGCGGCGCUGGCUGCCUACCGCGGGGCUCUCCACCUGGCGGCGGCGGAGGCCGCCCGCCGGCGCAGCACCCGGUGGCCGGCGUACAAGGCAGUGGCGAUGCUGGCGGCGGCCAGUGCGCCGACGCUCGCGUCUCUCGACUGCGUGUGGCUCGAGGUGUGGCGGCCGUCGCUGCGCGCCGCCGGGUCGCUGCUCGUCGAGCUGCGCGAUGGUGCUGCUCACCUCCACGACGUCCGCCGCCUCUUCGCCGUGCUCGAAGGUCGCCCCGCUGAUGUGGGGCCCGAGCUGGCGGCGUUGGCCGCCGGCCUGGGAGGCUCGCCGGAUGCCGAGUGGAUCGCCCAGAGGGCCUGGCAGAUCACGCGGUACCAGGAGAUGUGGCCAAAGGUGGGCGUGGUGAGGGCCGUGCUGGCGGUGAGGGACGUUCUGGGACUGACCGGAGACUUCGGCGCCCUGCUUGAGCUCACGGACGAGGAAUUUCACAGCAAGAAGAUCAAUCACAUCAACUCCAAGCUGGUCUCGGCCAUGGACACCCUGAUGGAGGUCACGCCUGCCAGGCUGGAGUGCCUGGAGCAACUGUCACAGUCCGAGCAGCUGCUGGUCUGGAUCAAGGGCACCUUGAAAAAUCUGACCGAGCUGAAGGUGUUCGUGGACCUGGCGUCAAUCACGGCCGGCGAGAGCGACCUCGAGGUGGACCGCGUGGCUUUCUUCCACGACGCGGUGCAGGGCUACUCGCCGCUGCUCUACGACCUGCGAGCCAGCGCCGGCUUCCCGGAGCUCGCCGACGCCGCCCGCAGCGUGUGGCGCUCCCUGGACAGCGACGCCAACCUCACCCUCAAGCUGAGAUGCUCCGUGCAGCACCUGCCGUGGUUACAGGCGGUGUGGCACGGCUCCGUGGAAAUGUCCACUCUGUCCACGGCCACCGCCAUCAACCACAGCGGUGUCUACCACGUGGGCGCCAUCGCGGGCAGCGGCGACAAGCCCUCGCUGGAGACGGUGCUGCUGCUGACGCUGCCCGACCCGUCGGCGGCUGGCGGUGGCGGCGAAGGUGACGGCGACCUGCACACGUUCCGGAUCCACGAGCUCCGGGAGCUGCACAGCAAACUGAUGCUCACGUGUGGCACGCGGGAAUGGAGCGAGGAGGUGGAGACCUUCACCGAGGUGCUGGAGAGUGUCCUGAGGCUCGCCGACGCUCACCUGGCCCUGAGCGCCAGCGCCAACCCGCUCUUCCGCCGCUGGACGGUGCGCGUCGCCAGCGCCGGUGCGGCGACGUCUCGCAUCACCGUCGAAUUCGGGCUGCCGGGUGCUGGCGCGCUGACGGUGGACGGAGGAGCCCCCCGGCAGCUCGCGCUGCUGUGCGCCGGAUCGGAGCGCUGCCUGGUUGAGUGGCGGGCGCACGUGAAGGCGCUGCGACGCCGCUACCCACAGCUCGACCUCUACACGGCGCAGCAGGUGGCGUGCCUGUGCUCCGAGGUGGGCGAGCUUGCACGGGGCGGCGCGGGCCCCGGCGCCGCCAGCGCCCUCGCCAUGCUGUCGCUCGUCAAGGAGGACUGCACCGCCCGGGACGUUCAGCAGGCCGUGUCGGACGAAGCAGCAGCGCCGGCGGCAAUGACGACAGACGAUGAGCGAUACGACGGCGGCGAUGACGGCGACGACGUCCCAGGGCCGAACAAUCCGGAAGCCGAUGUCACUGAAUCCCCGUGGCUUGACCGGCAGCUGCUGCGCCUGUGGCGGAGCUUCAUGGCCACGGGCAGUGCCGUGCCUCCCGAUGACGACCCUGGCGUAGAGGCCGUGGCCCGCGUGCUGGCACGCCUGUCCGCCGCGGCGCGGGCGAGCCCCGGCCGCCGGGCCGUCCGCCGGCGGCUCCCCAAUGGGCUGACGCAGGGUCAGCCCAACCUGGUGGUGUGCGCGGACGAGGAGGAGGAGUUCACGUCGGCGCUGUCCCUCUACCUGAGCGAUGAGGACGAGCCGCUGCCGGCGCCCGACGAGGUGCUGGUGUGCUCGCCCGACACCACCGUCGAGGAGGUGGAGCUGUUCGUGAGGAGGGCGCUGAGCGGCGACGCCGGCGACGGUGGCGACGGGGACGUCAAGAUCCACUCGCUGCUGUGCGCCGACCGGCUGAGCUACGAGGCGAGCGUGCGCAUGGAGGAGCUGGUGCUGGUGGAGCGCCGGCCGGCCGGCCGCUACCAGCUCGUGGUGUUCUGCCACGCGCGGGAAGAGCACUGCUAUGCCGCGUCGUGCCUCAGCGAGUUCCGGGCGAGUGCCGCACCACGGGUGCCCGCCGAGCAACUCCGCUGGUGCCUGUGGCGCUGCCUGCAGGUGGAGGCAGAGCGCGGGGGCCGGGUAGCGUCGGUGGCGGCGGACGCCUUCACCGAGCGGCUCAGGGCCCGGGUCGUCUGGUCGACGCGGCCUGGAGUGGGCAAGUCGCUGCAUGUGCAGCGCAUGCACGACGUGCUGCGGUCGACCUUUGGCGGCCGGAGCCGGCUGCACACCGUGCGGCUCAUGGGCCAGGGAGUGGACGAGGCGGCCGUGGUGGCCUCCCUGCUGAAGCUGCAGGAGCCCCCGGGGCAGGAGAGGCCUCACCUCGUCCACGUUGACGUCACCGCCGCCGUGUGCUCGGGUCUCAGCGCCUUUCUCUUCCGCCUGCUGGCGCUGCGGUGUCUGAGUGGUGCUGGCGGUGCCGUGUGGCGCUGCAGCGCCUCUCACCUCUAUGUCGUCGAGAUCACGCAGGGGGAGGGGGGAGAGAGGGAGGAGGAGGUGGGUGGCGCCAGCUCGGACUCAUGCAGGGCUCCUCGCGGUGUGCGUCUGCUGGACCUGUUCCCGGGAGUGCGGUGCCACUCGCCCAGGGAGUGUCUCGACCGGCAGGCGUCGACCCAGGCCCAGGGACAGGCCCAAGGACAGGCCCAGGGCCAGCUCAUGGACCACCUCCUCUUCGUCAGCGAGCGGUACCAGCGACCCUUUCAGUACCUGGAGAGACUUCGCCUGCAGCAAGACCUCGACAGCUUCAGCUACAAGCCGGGCCCGGCGGAGGGAACUCCGGCGCUGUGGCUGCGCACCGUGCUGGCGUACUGCGGGGUCGCUGACCCCUCCUGGGCAGAGCUGAGCAACUUUUUGAGGUUUCUCAACGUGCAGCUGCUCGACUGCGAGCGGUCGGCGUUCUGUGACCGGCUGCACGUCGGCGACGUGCUGCCCGGGUUCCGGCGCUUCGUCGUCGAGUUCGUGGUCCUCAUGGCGCGGGACUUCGCGACGCCCUCCCUCGAUGUCUCCGACGAGAGCCCCCAGGCGCUCCGGCGGCGCGUGGGCGAAGAAGACCUCGCGCCCUUCCAGAUCCGCAAGGCGUGGGAGAGCCGGCCGCACCCCUACGUCUUCUUCAACGCAGACGGCCACUCUCUGACGUUCCUCGGGUUCCACCUGCAGCUGAACCCGCGGAGGGGCGUCGACGCGGUUGACCCUCGCACGAGGGACGUCCUUAAGCCGGACGCCAUCGGCGUCGAACUCCAAUGGAGCCUCAAUGCGCAGGGCGUCGACUUCAACGUGAACUUCGACGCGCUGCCGCGGGACGCCAAAGUCGAGACGCUCUGCACGGUGCUGGGGAUCGCGCAGCCCUCAGACCCUGAUGCCACCUACGAGCUGACGAUGGACAACGUCCUGAAGAUGCUCGCCAUCCACAUGCGCCUCCGCUGCGGCAUCCCCGUCGUCGUCAUGGGCGAGACGGGCUGCGGCAAGACGAGGCUCGUCAAGUACCUGUGCGGCCUGCAGAGGGGCCGCCUGCAGGCCGACAACGUGAAGCUACUAAAGGUGCACGGCGGCACGACCAUCGCUGACGUCCAGGCCAAGAUCCGGGAGGCGGAGGUCGCGGCCCGGCUCAACAAGGUGAGGUUUGGGCUGGACACGGUGUUGUUCUUCGAUGAGGCCAACACUACGGAGGCGAUCCACGCCAUCAAGGAGGCCCUGUGCGACGGCACAGUCGACGGCGAGCCGUUCGACGCCAACUGCGGCCUCAAGAUAGUCGCGGCCUGCAACCCGUACCGGAUGCACUCAGAGGCCAAGAUCCGGCAGCUGGAAUCAUCCGGGCUGGGCUACCGGAUGGCGGCAUCACAAACGGCGGAGAGGCUUGGUGGGAUCCCUCUGCGCCACCUGGUGUACCGCGUGCACCCUCUCCCGCCCUCGCUCAUGCCGCUCGUGUGGGACUUCGGGCGACUGAGCGAUGACGUCGAAGGGCGGUACAUUGGCCAGAUCGUCGAGCGGGCCCUCGCACCGCACGGCGUCCCUGUGGGCGGCGCGGCUCUAGUCGCUCAUGCACUGGCCGCCUCACAGUGCCACGUGCGGAGCCGGCGCGACGAGUGCGGUUUCGCGAGCCUGCGCGACGCCGAGCGGUGCAUCGUCGUCUUCCUCUGGCUCUAUGCCCGGAUGGAGGCGCUCUUCGCGAGUUGCGUGGUCUCGCCGGGCGGUCGCGCCGCUCUGGACGCCGUCACGAGGGCUCUCGUCGUGGCCGUCGGCGUCUGCUACCACUGCUCGAUGCGGGAUCGCGAGGGCUACAGGAGGAGCGUUUGCGAGGAGCUGCCGGCACCGUUUGACAACCCCGACCGGGUGCUCGCGGAGAUCACCGCCUGCCAGGAGCUGUUCCUGGGGAACCUGGAGCUGGGCGAGACCAUCGCCAGGAACGCCGCGCUCCGGGAGAACGUCUUCAUGAUGGUGGUGUGUGCCGAGCUGAGGAUCCCGCUAUUCCUCGUCGGCAAGCCGGGCAGCUCCAAGUCGCUUGCCAAGGCGGUGGUGUCGCAUGCCAUGCAGGGGCUUGUCGCGCCCACGGAAUUCUACAGGCGCUUCAAGCAGAUCCACGCCGUGUCCUUCCAGUGCAGCCCGCACUCCACCUCGGAGGGCAUCGUCGGCACGUUCAGGCAGUGCGCCCGCUUCCAAGAGGGCAAGAACCUAGAGGAGUUCGUGUCGGUCGUCGUCCUCGACGAGGUGGGCCUGGCCGAGGACUCGCCAAAGAUGCCGCUCAAAGCACUGCACCCGCUGCUGGAGGACGGCUCCGUAGACGACGACCCAAAGCCCCACCAGAAGGUUGGCUUCGUGGGCAUUUCGAACUGGGCCCUGGACCCGGCCAAGAUGAACCGCGGGAUUUUUGUCGCCAGGGGGAGCUCGGACAAGGCCGAGCUGGUGGCGACCGCGAGGGGGAUCUGCUCGUCGGAUCGCCUCGUCCUGUCCGCGCUCGAAGGCCUCUUCUCGACGCUGGCCGACGGCUACCUGAGGGUGUGCGAGCGGCAGAAGAGGGGCUUCUUCGGCCUCCGGGACUUCUACAGCCUCGUCAAGAUGCUGUUCGGCACCUGCCAGAGGUCCGGCUCCGCGCCGACGGUGCCGGAGCUGCGGCGGGCCGUCCUGAGAAACUUUGGCGGCAGUUCGGACGUCGAGCCGCUGGCGAUCUUUGGCGUGGCAGACCAGGGCUGCCACGAUGCGCUGAGCCUCGUCAGGGAGAACAUCGCCUCCGGCGCUGACGAGACCGAGUGCCGGUACCUCCUCCUUCUCACGCAGAACUACUCAGCGCUCUCCAUCCUGCAGCAGGACGCCUCCCUGGGCCUGGCGGAUGGUGCCGAGAUCAUCUUCGGCUCGAGCUUCCCCCGGGACCAGGAGUACACGCAGGUGUGCCGCACCAUCAACCGCAUUAAGGUGUGCAUGGAGGCCGGCAGGAUGGUGGUGCUGCUCAACCUACAGGGCCUCUACGAGAGCCUCUACGACGCGCUCAACCAGUACUACGUUCACCUGGGUGGGCAGCGGUAUGUAGACCUGGGGCUGGGCACACACCGCGUCAAGUGCCGCGUGCAUCGGCGAUUCCGCCUCGUCGUCAUCGAGGAGUCACGCGUCGUCCACCGCCACUUCCCCGUCCCGCUCGUCAACCGCCUGGAGAAGCACUUCUUGGACAUGGGCGUCGUGCUGCGCGAAGGACAGCGUCGGCUGGCGGAGGCGCUCCAGCGCUGGCUCCGGAGCUUCGCGGAGAUGGUCGGGGACCAAACGAGCGGGGGCCGGUGGCCGGACGACGAGGAGGGGGAGGAUGGGAGGGCCGGCGGUGGGGGAAGGCCCCGAAUCGCCGCCGUCAUCGUCGGCUACCACUCAGACGCCUGCGCCGCGGUGGCCCUGCAGGUUGCGAGCCGCAUGGCGCCGGAUGUUCAGGAGGGCCUCGACGGGCCGCUCGCGGAGGCCCAGGAGACGCUGCUGAGGUGCGCGGCACCGGACGCCGUCGUGAGGCUGCGGCACAGCGGCCUGUCAGCCGCCGCGGCGGAGAUCUGGCAGAAGUACUUCGUGCACCAGCGGCACGGCUCCCUGCAGGAGUUCGUACGGCAGCAGCUGGAGUUGGCGAGCGACGGCCUGCUGGUGGAGGGCUGCCCUCCCUAUCAACACCUCCCCCCCAUCCGACCCCCCCACCAGGUGACUACACACGCCCGGCUGCUGACCGCCACGGACGCCGCGGUCAUCGCCAAGGCCGUGAGCGAUCCGCCCGCAGACUUCGUCCUGCUGGCCCUGCAGCAGAUCGACACGGAGCACGCCUUCAGCAAGCGCGUCCGCGAGGUGUUCUCGGCGCCCGGCGACCGGCGAUGCCUUCUGCUGAUCCAGUCGGACUUCGAGGAUUUCAGCCACGGACCCAACCUGGUGGCAUGCGCCAAGUACUGCGCCAUGAACGAGAGGAGCCGGGCUGGCGCGGCACGAUCGCGUGUCCACGUCAUCUUCAUCACCAAGUUGCCGCGCGUGGCCACCACCACCUCCUCCGAAUACGUGGGCUUCCACGGGGGCCAGUGGAUCUCUGUCCACAUCGACGACCUGCGCAGCUCCGAGGACCUGCUCGGUGACGUCGUCUCCAUGUGGGGCCUCUCUCUCAGCGAGGUGUUCGCGCGCUGCUGCGGGGUCACGCGUUCAGAAAGCACAGAGGGGGAGGAGCCGGAGGAGGAGCGGAGAGGUUACCUGCGGAGUGUGCCCAGCCGAACACCUUGGCUGACGUCCGCGGGCAGCGCCCGCCGCCUGGUGGCGAGCUGCGUGCAGGCGGCGUGCAGCUCGCUGCGGGACCCCCCCGCGCUCUCCACCCGAUCCACGCGGCGUGUCCACUUGCUGCUGCAGCUGCUCGAGACACACGGGGAAUUUUCGGAGGAGCUGAUGAGGCAGAUUCUUCGUCUGAUGAGGAGGAGGGACGAGGACACGGAUGCGCCGCGUGACUGGAUGCUGAAAGAGGCCUGCAAAGUGAAGGCCAUCCAGGAGGGCGGCUCCUUUCGGCACACCCUGUGGCGCCGCCUGCAGGCCGUGGUCACCCCAUUGCUGGCUCAGCUGCUGUCCGUCGUGGACCGGGACUCCAACCUCGACCUCCUGACUCGGGCCGACCUGCCGCAGGAGCUGCGCUCGCUGUGGAUGCAGGUGUUCCGUGACACGCGUGUGCUUCACGUGCCCUACAGCAACGACAUCAGUUGGGGCAGGAGGAAGGAGAUCCGAAUGCCCUCCUCCUACGGGGAGCAGCAGCAGCGAGCGUUGCAGGGGCAAGGCUGCGCCCUGCCCUUCAGCUGGAUCUUCCGGCAGCAGCUGGAGCAGCUGUGGUGGGAGGCCAAGCACCUGAGCAGGUCGCUGGGUGGCGAGUCGAGCGAGCGACGCCUCCCGGGGCUCUUCACCUCGUCGUGCCUCGGCUCGCUCUGCUCACAGCUGGGCCCCUCCUGCCGCUCGAAGCUCUCCCUGCUCUACCUCCACGACCUCGUCGCCACCUCCUUUCCCAUACGCACCCCCAACGAGCUCCAGCUGCUGUGCCUGGCACUGGCAGAAGCGUCGGCCGAGCAAUGGGGCCUGGACAAGAUGUCGCCGGUGGGAGUCCACGCGGCGCUGGAGACGGUGCGCCCGCAGCUGCAGAACCUGCUGCGUCUGGCGGCCGCGUUCCCCGACGUGGCGGAGAGGAUCGCCGAGCAGAGCGAGCGCCAGGGGGGCGCGACGGAGAUGACCCUGGACCUGCAGACUGCCGUCUCCUGCCUCGAGUCCCUGGAGCCUCCCGCUCGGCCGGAGGAGGCGGAGGAGGCCGAGGCGGCGGCCGCGUGGGGCCGCUGGCUCAGCCGCGUGGGAGCCGUGCGGUCCGUGAUGGAGCGGAUGGCGAGCGCGGACUACGGGGGGCAGUGCGGCCCGGGCGGCCGCUCGCUCGUCGCGCUCACCAGGAUGCUGCUGCAGCGCGUGCUGUGCGUGUCUCUGCUGGUGGAGCACGUGGUUUGGGGAAGCCGCCAGGACGCCGCUCUGCUGCGUCUCACCUCUCCUCUCCCCGCCGCGCUGUGGCAGGCACUUGCCCUCAACUCGGAUAUGAAGCAGCUGGCACCACUGGAGACGACGAUGGCCCUGCUCAGCUCCUGCGUGAGGAAUACCAAAACCCUGCCCCACAGGGCGCGCAAGAAAGCACGCGAGUCGCUGUGCAGCGUCGUGGCGGUCUUCUUCACUGAGCUCGUGUCUCAGCUGAGCUUCCGGGGCCGUGCGGCGCCAUCGCACCCCGUCCUGCACCGCCUCCUCGACAUGCUGCUCCUCGAGCAGAGCACCGAGGGGACGCAGUGCGGAGAGGGGAGCCCCUGGGCGGACUGCAUCCGCCCGAGCCCGGCCCCGGCGCUCGGCACUGCUCAAGCUGCUGCUCCGCUACGUGUAAGUGGCCGCCUUUGCCCCCAGCGCGCCGAGCGCCGUCGCUUCCUUCCCUCUGCCCUGGCCGCCGCGCGAAUCGUUCCUGGGGUCGACGUGCGACCGCCCCCACCUCAGACGGGCGCUGCGCUAGCGUCGGAGUGCGAGGGCCUCGUGCAGCGUGCGGAGGAGUUGUGCUGGCGGCCGGGAGGUGCCUGGCCCCAGCUGUACCUGCUCCGCUCCCUGGCGAGUCGCUUCGGACUCGACCGGCUCCCGUCGCUCUGCCACCGCUUCCCGUGGCUGCUGCCCCCCGAGCUGCACGGCCGGGAGGAGGAACUGGAGCCACGGAUAGACUGGUUCCUGGCCUGUGGCGUGGACUAUCGGACGACUCGUUCAGCACUCGGCAAAGCGAUCAUCGAUUCUGACUUCAGCUCAUUCAACCCACAGGCGUCAGGUGCCCACAAUGCCGAGCGGCAGGUGCUGCUGGUGCUGGCCGUGUACCGGGAGCUGACGUCCACCUCCCAGGAGCGAGUGGCCAAUCAGCUCCGAGAAUUCUCCACCCACUGCCACCUCCUCCGAGCGUCCCCCCCGCUGCACGACCUGUGCCGGUCUCUGGUGCGGGACUCGUUCGCGGGGCCGCUGGCGGCGGCCGAUCCCCGCCGCUCGCUCCUGGAGACGUUGGCCCACCUGGACGCCGUGCUCCGGGCCAGGCCCGCGAGCCGCCUGCUGGCUCCGCUGCGCCGCCUCGCCAGAGACCCCCGCGCCUUGCAGGACUCGCUUCUGGCCACGAUGCCCGACGACAUUCGGGACCAGGCCCGCACCAUGGAGCUCGGCAGCGGGAACUUCGAGUUCACGCGGUGGUACGAAUGUAAGAACGGGCACCCGUGCGUGGUGGGAGAGUGCGGGGCGCCCAUGCAGACGGCGCGGUGCAUCGAGUGCGGCGUCGCGGUCGGCGGACUGGGCCACAGGCCCGUCGCCGGAUUCACCGCCAUCCCGCCCGGUAAGGAGCACACCAGGAGGGGUCACGUGCUAGGAGAUCCGUCGCGCCGGGACUCGGGCCUCUCAUCCGACCGAGGUGUCCCCGCGCUCGCGUUUGGGGUUCUGCGAGCGCUCACCCACGCCGCCAUGCUGCUCGGCUACAUCUCCGACCCCAAGGGCACCGCCGGCCUCAUCGAUCCCCGCGUGGGCGACGCGGCGGCCUUCCUGCUGCGCCACCUGGAGCAGGACCUGCAGCAGCUGUCGUCGGCGCUGGGCCGCAGCACCGACGACGCCCUGCUCCUCGUUCACCUGGCGACGGCUCGCCUACUGCACCUGGAGCCCGGCGACAGCGACGCAAACGACGGGAAGCUGACGAGCCGCCAGCAGCGGGCGGACUGGGAGAGCGAUUUCACGCGCCAGGCUCUGAGUCCGCUGCUCAAGGACCUGGAGCAGAACCUCGAGGAACUGCGUCGGCGUGUCAGCGAUGACCGGCGCGGUCCGCUCAUGCGGAUGCUGUACGGCGACCCCACGCAGCAGCAGCAGCAGCAGGAUGAGCUGUGGCGCUACCAUCCCCGUGUCUCCGCUCAGCAUCUCUCCUCGCUGCUGGAGCAGCAGGAGCUGCAGCAGGAGCUGCCGGUGCUCACCCUCUUCCUCGCCCAGGAGCGCCAGCUGCGUCUGGUCCGUCACCUGCCGGCGCUGGUGUCUCUGGCUCGCGAGCUCGUGAGCCGCUUCUGCUUCGCGGAUCGCGAGAGCAACCUCGGGUCCAUCCGCCGCUACCUCUCCGCCGUGCGCCCAGGCGCCGUGCAGCAUGAUCUCUAUGCCAAGGCGGAGCUGUUCGUGAGCGUGUGGAACCAGCUGAGGACGGCCAUCAGGGAUGAGAACGAGCUGGGCGUCCCCGCGUCGCUGCUGGAGGAGGACCUGAGCGUGGAGAGCGACGCGCUCGUGCUGCUGCCUCGUCGCACGGGGCCCGGCCUCGUCGCCUCCGCCCUCCUGUCGCGCCUCGUCGCCCUGCACAACCGCGUGGUGGCGGCCAGCGAGACCGCCGACGCUCACGACGUCCCGCUGCCGGUGCCGGUGAGCGCCGUGUGCGAGCCGUACGUCGUGUCCUACGACGCCGACCAGGAGCUUCUGCCGCUGCUGGCGUCGGCACGGGGCUAUGCGGCGACGGAGCCGGCGGCUGCCGCCGACAACCUCCACCUGCACGGCCUGCAGCGGCAGAUCGUGCACCGCUUCAUCCGCGGGCGCCCGCGUAUCGAUGUGACGGACCUGCCAACACUCGUCUUCCCCCAGGACCGGGACUUCUCGGUCCUCUUCAGCGAUCUGCGCCUCAAACUGCCCCAGGUGGCUCUGCCCAGCGCCCUGCAGGAUCGAGUCCGUGGCCAGCUGCGGUCGUUCCUCUACACGACGGAGGCCCACUCGGCGGUGCAAAUCGUCGCCGGCUUCCUGGCGUCCGGCGGCGGCGACGGCGAGAGCGGCCUGCGCCCAUUUCUGUGUGACACCAUCCGCAUGAACCAGCUCUCCCCGCAUGUGCUGCAGGUGCUCGAGGCAUGCCGACUCAAGCACGUGACUUCGCUGUGGCACGUGCUCUCAGCCAUGCGGUCCGAGCACUUCCUACUGAAUAACCAGGAGCCCUUCCCAAGGCUGCCCUCGGACAGCUACCGCGAGCCGCUGAGCGCCGCGCAGGAGGAGCGGCUGAGCGCGCUGCUCGACGGCCGCUCUGGCGGGGCGCUGGCGGCGCUGGCGCUGGCGCUGCACGGCUUCAUCCUCCUGGCGCUGUGCCGCAGGGGGGCUCACGACGCCCACUGGGGGUUGGCGGAGACCCUGGCGGCCGCGGGCAUCGAGUGGCUCGUGGAGCAGGACCUCGACGCCGAGGUGACCGUGGGCCAGAGCGCUGCCGUGUGGCGGGCGGUGGUCGCGCACAGAGAGCGCAGGAGGACGUCUCUGAACAACGACCACAGCGCAUGAGACGAAGAUGCCCCCCCCCAACCCCCGUGUAGCCUUAACCCUUUUGAGAGUCUGACACUUAAGAGCGGCGUUCUUCGCUGCAAGGCAAUCGCGGGCCCCCCCCACCCGCCACCCUGGUGGCCUUUAGUGCGACCCAUCUGACGUGCCCCCCCCUCCCCCGACAAUAUACAAAUGGUGACCCCCCCCCAUCCCUCCACCCGCAUCGUCAUCAUCAGGGUGCUGCUGUCACAAAGCCCCCCAAUGGUUUCAGAUGUCGUAGCGGACACACAAACACACCGAUGACGUCUUAUUGGGGAAGGUGUCCACCUCCACCAAUCCCCGCCACUCCCUCCUCUGAGAAUGAGUGAAGAACACUGCACGAGACAAAGGUAACCCGCGCAGCCUCCACUCGCUGUGGGGGCAAGUGCCCGUUGGAGACGCAGCAACGUCGACGACGAGAGCCUCCGUCGUCCGUCAACCCACGGGGCCGCUGGCGCCAGGCGAGGUGUCGCCACCCGAGUUCGGUACCCGCCCACGGCCGCCGACGACGCCGGCGCUGGGUCUCCUCUAGGUCGACUCGGCCUCAAAUUGAGUUUCUGGUGCGGUGUCUGGUAAAAAAAAAAGUAGAAAACUAAAUCAGCAGCACUGGGGAGACAAAGGCGGCCGGGUGUGGUGAUGACCACAACCACCCACCCGUGUGCCACAGAGCCGGCCUUCAUAGAUGCCACUCGCUAACAGCACUUGCCCCCA
This is a messenger RNA of Lethenteron reissneri (Far Eastern brook lamprey), 12789 nucleotides long. RefSeq names its product E3 ubiquitin-protein ligase RNF213-like. NCBI's taxonomy places the organism in Eukaryota, Metazoa, Chordata, Hyperoartia, Petromyzontiformes, Petromyzontidae. The record is from RefSeq and is a predicted model, not a curated record. Gene Ontology annotation, molecular function: ATP hydrolysis activity; ubiquitin-protein transferase activity.